This is a messenger RNA of Candida albicans SC5314, 1884 nucleotides long. It is a transcript of the gene HIS7, whose product is annotated as imidazoleglycerol-phosphate synthase. Gene Ontology annotation, molecular function: imidazoleglycerol-phosphate synthase activity; oxo-acid-lyase activity. The transcript has a single exon. The record is from RefSeq and is a predicted model, not a curated record. NCBI's taxonomy places the organism in Eukaryota, Fungi, Ascomycota, Pichiomycetes, Serinales, Debaryomycetaceae. Gene Ontology annotation, biological process: L-histidine biosynthetic process. The coding region runs from base 1 to 1884 and encodes 627 amino acids.
AUGACGAAAACAAUCCAUAUCAUCGAUGUAGAAAGUGGUAAUUUACAAUCACUUUCAAAUGCAAUCAAACGUAUCGAUUCUAAUUAUAUCAUUAAAUUCAUUCAUAAUGAACAAGAUUUCAUUGAUAAUGAUUCUCAAAUUGAAAAAUUGAUUUUCCCUGGUGUUGGUAAUUUUGGACAUUUUGUUAAACAAUUAAAUGAACGGAAAUUAAUUAAUCAUUUAAAAUCAUAUAUUAAACAAGAUCGUCCAUUAAUGGGGAUUUGUGUUGGUUUACAAUCGAUUUUUCAUGAAUCGGAAGAAAGUCCAAAUAUUAAAGGAUUAGGAUUAUUAUUAGAUAAUGAUGAUAAUGAUGAUGAUGAUGAGAAGAAGUUAAAAUUAUAUAAAUUUGAUAAUGAUGAUGAAAAAUUUAAAAUCAGGGGCAUUAAAAAAUCUGUUCCUCAUAUUGGUUGGAAUAAUAUUCAUGAUAUAAUUAUUAAUGGCAAACAAACAACGACUAAAUCUUUAUAUGGAUUGAAUAAGAUUGAUAAAUAUUAUUUUGUUCAUUCUUAUGCUGCAAUUAUUAAAAAUAAUAAUGAUGAAAUAAUUGAAAAUAAAUUCAUUAAGGAUUUAUCUUCAAAAGGUUGGGAUUUGGCAAUUAGUCAAUAUGGAUCAGAAAAAUUUAUAUCUGCUAUAUCAAAAAAUAAUUUAUUUGCUACUCAAUUUCAUCCAGAAAAAUCCGGAAUUGUUGGUUUAAAAAUUAUUAAAAAUUUUUUAAAUGGUGAAAAGAACCCAACCCCAACCCCAACCCCAACCCCAACUCCAAACAACCUAGCCCAAGGGGUAGAUUCUUCUUCUACUUUGGAUGUUGAAACCACCUUAACGGGGUUAACUAGAAGAAUUAUUGCAUGUCUUGAUGUUAGAACUAAUGAUGAUGGUGAUUUAGUGGUCACUAAAGGUGAUCAAUAUAAUGUUCGAGAACAAUUAUCAUCAUCAUCAACUAACGAAUCUGCCGAGGAGGAUUCUUCACAGGUUCGUAAUUUAGGUAAACCAGUUGAAUUAGCAACAAAAUAUUAUAAUCAAGGAGCUGAUGAAAUUACAUUUUUAAAUAUCACAUCUUUCCGUAAUUCUCCUUUAAAAGAUUUACCCAUGUUACAAGUAUUGAAAAAAGCUGCUGAAACUAUAUUUGUUCCAUUGACUGUUGGUGGAGGUAUUAAAGAUUUAUAUGAUCCAGAAACUGGGAAAACUGUUCCUGCUGUUGAUGUGGCUCAUUUAUAUUUCCAAUCAGGUGCUGAUAAAAUUAGUAUUGGAUCUGAUGCCGUUACCAUUGCCGAAAAUUAUUAUGCCAAUAAUGGGGAAAUUACCGGUCUUUCAUCAAUUGAAACCAUUUCUUCCAAAUUUGGUAAUCAAGCAGUUGUUAUAUCAGUUGAUCCUAAAAGAAAAUAUAUCAAAGAUCCAACAACUGAAACUACUACUAUGCAAACAAUAAAAAUCACUGAUCCUUCACAAUAUGGUCCAAAUGGUGAACAAUAUUGUUAUUAUCAAGUAACUUCUCAAGGUGGAAGGAAAAUUCAUGAAUUAGGUGCAUUAGAAUUAUGUUUAGCUUGUGAAAAAUUGGGAGCUGGAGAAAUUUUAUUAAAUUCAAUCGAUCAUGAUGGUUCCAAUAAAGGAUUUAAUUUACAAUUAUUACAACAAAUUAAAUCUCAAGUUUCAAUCCCCGUGAUUGCUAGUAGUGGUGCUGGUAAUCCUCAACAUUUCCAACAAGUAUUUGAAAUGGAUUGUGGAAUUGAUGCUGCUUUAGGUGCUGGUUUGUUUCAUCGUGGUGAAUAUACCGUUAAUCAAGUAAAGAAAUAUUUACAACAAGAAGCAAAAAUGGAUGUUAGAUUAGAUGAAGAUUUGGAGUUGUAA